Messenger RNA from Trichoplusia ni (cabbage looper), 1127 nucleotides. RefSeq lists its product as uncharacterized. Bases 134 to 1012 code for a protein of 292 amino acids. The record is from RefSeq and is a predicted model, not a curated record. Lineage: Eukaryota; Metazoa; Arthropoda; Insecta; Lepidoptera; Noctuidae. The transcript has 3 exons.
UACGAAAAUCAUUAUGGUUAAGAUUUAUCGAAUAAGCGAAUACUUGCUUCAGAACAGUUUGGAACACCUUUCCUCCAUCACCACAAAUUUAAAUUUGUUCCCAUUUUUAUGUUCGUGAAAUAAUCUACUAGUCAUGAUUUUUGACUACGAAAUCCAAGAGCAAGAUGUUCUCACUUUAUUGCCUAAUGAUCGGAAUAAAUGCGCUUUCAUAACUGAUAUGGUUGUUCUACAGUGCAUCAUAGUUACUAUCGGCUCCAUGACCAUUCUCUACUGCGUCUGGUCUCCAGACAAAACCAACAUUGAGUACGAUAAGCUCUUCCGCGUGACCUACCUCUUCGACUUCGAAGCCUGCAACUAUAAAGUGAACAGAGCCAAGCUGGUGGCCAACCUCCUCAUCAGCAAUGAGACGUAUGGGCGGGACGUUCUGCCUAUCAAGUGGUUGCCGGCUGUAGUCACCGUGUCUACUCGGCUGUCGGCUAGGACUAGAAAGUACAUAGAGCUGAGUCUAGCGUUCCAUGUCAUCUGGUCUGUCCUCGCUAUUGGCUUUCGUAUUGUUACUAAAAAUAGUACGGACCUUAGAACUUUGAAAGUGACGCUCAUUGUAUUUUUCUACUACUGUAUCUUCAUUAUUUGCUUCGAUGCAUCGAUGGCGGUCCUCUACAUCACUCAUAUCAAACAGAGUUUGACUAAAGGGAUGAUUCUUAGAAACAGUGGUUGGAGCACAGAAAUCAAACUACAGGGUAGCGAUGACUUUGCCGGCUGGCUGCCUAUUACAGCUUCCAUUUGUUGGUUACGAGGUUUUGUAUUCUUCUUCAUGAAUAUAUAUUUCUGCAGGAUAAUCAGCAUUAUGCGUAAAAAAAUAAAGAGAAGAGAAGUAAGAACAAAGUAUCCACACGCACGGUACUUACAGAUCCCUGAGCCCCAGCAAGUACCAUCGUAUGGUAACAAAACUCUAGUUUUUCGUUAUGGUGAACGUAAACCUCAAAUCCCAAGGAAAAACAUUUUGAUUUAAGUCUACAAAUACAGUUAGUUAUAUUUAAGACAAGCAGGUCAUUAUAUUUUAGCUGUAAAAUAGUUAUUUUAAGUUAACAUUGAUAAUAAUUUCUAAUUAAAUUACGUCGAUAACA